UUCCGGGCCAAUGGAGUACUCUCUCGAGUUUAGGGUUAUUUAUCUCUCAGAGCCGAAGCAGUAGAUUGUUCCGCUCUCACUCCUCGUCGCCCGCCACCAACAAUACUGUUCUGGUUUGCAGUAUAUAGACCGGGGAAAGAGAAAAGCGAAAGGCUUCAGCCAUGAGUAAGCUUCAGAGCGAUGCGCUGAGAGAAGCAAUAUCUCAGAUUGCUAGUGAUGCCAAGGAGAAGAAGCGCAAUUUCACUGAAACCAUUGAGCUCCAGAUUGGUUUGAAGAACUAUGAUCCUCAAAAGGACAAACGGUUCAGCGGUUCUGUGAAGUUGCCUCACAUUCCUCGACCCAAGAUGAAGGUUUGCAUGCUUGGUGAUGCUCAGCAUGUGGAAGAGGCUGAGAAGAUAGGUUUGGAAUAUAUGGAUGUGGAAGGGCUGAAGAAGCUUAACAAAAAUAAGAAACUUGUUAAGAAACUAGCUAAGAAAUACCAUGCCUUCUUAGCAUCAGAAGCUGUCAUCAAGCAGAUUCCCCGUCUAUUAGGUCCCGGUCUCAACAAAGCAGGGAAGUUCCCUACCCUAGUCACUCACCAGGAGUCUCUUGAGUCUAAAGUCAAUGAGACUAAAGCAACUGUAAAGUUCCAGCUCAAGAAAGUUCUCUGCAUGGGAGUUGCUGUUGGCAACUGCAGCAUGGAGGAAAAGCAGAUCUUUCAAAAUGUUCAAAUGAGUGUUAACUUUCUAGUUUCCUUGUUGAAGAAGAACUGGCAAAAUGUAAGGUGCUUGUACCUGAAGAGUACCAUGGGGAAGCCCGUCCGAAUCUUCUGAGUUCUUAUUAUUUCACUUAUUCGCCGAAGAAUAGAUUUAGUGUGAGCGCCCCAAACAAAAAAGGACAGAAAACACCGAAUCGAUCAAUUUUCCCAUACUGUCAAGUGUUGUUUAAACGAGUUUUGAGUUUAGCAGUUUUCUGAUGUUGGUAGCUGUUUGUUUUAAUUAUCUCAAAGACUUAUGAGAACGUUAUGACGCUUGUUUUCUACGCAAAUGGUAUCACAGAUAGUGGUAAUCACCUGAUAUGAAGUUAUCA
Messenger RNA from Diospyros lotus (date-plum), 1068 nucleotides. RefSeq names its product 60S ribosomal protein L10a-like. Gene Ontology annotation, molecular function: structural constituent of ribosome; RNA binding. The record is from RefSeq and is a predicted model, not a curated record. Gene Ontology annotation, biological process: translation. The transcript has 6 exons. NCBI's taxonomy places the organism in Eukaryota, Viridiplantae, Streptophyta, Magnoliopsida, Ericales, Ebenaceae. Gene Ontology annotation, cellular component: large ribosomal subunit. Bases 162 to 812 code for a protein of 216 amino acids.